GUGGCUGUCCUCUCUCCUGCUGUUCCCGUUUAUUUUACGCUUACUGCUGUUCAAUUCUGGUAACUAGCAGCACAUGAGUGACAGGGGAUCAUAGUGCCACCCUUGUGUUCAAAGAGAGCUAGGAGAACCAUCAGUUUAGAGGCGAAAAUUAGUGUUAAAUCCGUUUGGGGGUUGGAGAAUGGUUUGCGGGCGUAGCCUGUGCUCUCUGCCUGGUGCCUGUGACGGAACAGUUAUUAAUAUUUAAUUAUUAAGAGCGACAACAGCACAGGAGCAAGAGAUGAUCUUGGAGAUGACAGGAGCAGCAUUAUCUUGAGAUGAUGUGUGACCCCUCAAUUAAGUGCUUCAAAAUUUAUGAAAAAGACUGACAUUAUAUUCUAUAAACUGAGAAAUUGUUUAGUAUUUCCAUUUAAGAUCAAUUAGAUAAGAACACGCCUGUCAGCUUGAAGAUUAAGCAUAAAGUAUUCUCAUUAUUUAAGUACUUUAAGAAAUAGUUUGUUGAGACUUCAGAGGUGUUAAACUUUACCGCAAGGAGUGGGUGGUUUGAGCGCUUGAGGUGUCGUUAUAACCUGAGGAACACCAAGGUGACCAGGGAGGCAAACAAACAUUUCUCACGGAAGAUGAUAAGAAUCGUCAAAUACCUUACAGAGACUUCACGCUGUCAUUCCUACUGAGCAUGUUUAAGUGGGUAAGGCAGACAAUGAGGUCGAGGAAUACUAUAUAUGGCAAGAGGAAAUGUUUAGGUGUGGGAGCAGUACUGGCUGCUGGUACAAUGAUGCUGAUGGGGGCGGGGGCGUGGUGGGAGGAGGAGCUGCUGCAGGUGCUGCUCCAGGGGCCCCCAAGUCCAGAUGACCCGCGACUCCUCCGUCUCGUCCGGCAAAAGUACGUAGUAGCCCCGUCCACCGCGCCCUACAACCUGAAGGAGGAGAGCGGGAGCCUCUUAGACAACGACUACCUGUCCUAUCGUAACACGACACUUGGCUGGCAGACUUUACACAAACUGGUGGUAGAGCUCUUCGAGCAGCGACCCGCCGGGUUCUUCGUGGAAGCGGGAGCUCUAGACGGCGAGUACCUCUCCAACACCGUGUAUCUGGAACGGCAGAAGGGGUGGACGGGUCUGUUGGUGGAGCCUGACGAAGACAUGUUCGCUCUCCUGCUGAAGAAGAAUCGUCGAGCUUGGACCUCUCAUUCCUGUCUCUCUGCCAAGCCUUACCCUAGCGAGACGAUAUUGGUGAAGAUGGCCAACAGUGACCAGAGCGACGGGAUAGGCUAUCGCGCCCAAAACACCCUCUACGGCUCCCACUACUACCGGGUGGCCAGUCCUGUGAGCUAUGAGAUCUACGAGACGGUCCAGUGUCUGCCGCUGCAGACGCUGCUCCUCGCCCUCCCGGUCACACAUGUCGACUUCAUCUCCCUAGACGUAGAAGGGGUGGAGCAGGGUGUGGUGGAGGCGUUCUGGGAGAGCGGCGGCUUGACGGUUGACGUAUGGUUGGUGGAGCACCACAACCCCAACACCUUCGGCGACUCCCGUGACGACGUCUUCAUUGACAUGUUCCACGUCCACGGGUACUCCCUCUACACCAUCAUCUCUGACCUGCAACCCUUCAACUACGUCUUCAUCAGACAGAACUGUGACCUGCACAGCCAAGCCUUCGCCACCAGACCAAUAGACUUCAUGCUCUAGGAGCAGUGUGUCUGUGCCAUAACUUACCAUUCUUACCAAGAAGUAAACAGGAGUACACAAACCUUCCAAGACGAUGAAGGUAAGGAAGCACGUCACACCUCGCACACCUUCCUCCCGCACGGCUAGCUGUUGUUGUUUAAGAUUCAGCUACUGGGAACAAAACGUUCCAAGUAGCACGGGCUAUGGUGAGCCCGUAGUGAACUUGCCUGGCACAGGAACAUGGCCUGGCUGUCAUAUAUUCACCGUACUACCUUCACCACACAAACCAUAUAGACAUUAGUGACCACAGUGUCCUAUAAACCACAGACUUGGACGCACCUGCUUGUCCGUAGUGGGGCAAAAGAUCUGUAGAGAGGAGCAGCGGAUGGGAACGGUUGCUCCAGGAGGACAGAGACUGGGCAGCCGGGUGAACGAGGGAACGUGCAAUAUGGGUGAAUUGAAAGAAAAAGAAUCACCAUUACAUUCUAUUUUUCUAACGCUUGAGACAGCUGACCAGUCUCCUGCUUUCUCCCUGUCCACUCUCAACUGAAAUAAUGAACAGACCUGUGACUCUGUCUCGCGCCAUGAUGUCGCUAGGAUGAGAGAAAAAAUAUAAUUCGUUCGCCAAUUUAUUUCGAAUAAAAGUAACAAAAUUGUUGGAUAUUGUAUAGAUGAGCCAAGUUGGUACUCGUGCCAGUCACUUGAGCCACACCCUCGAGACUGUUGAUGGGUGUUGUGGGGUGUAGCUCCUCUGUCCUGCUCUCAUCAACGGCUCUUGCUCUUACUGUGCCGUUGAUGAGUAUGAUCAAAACACUUGAUAAGUGUUGAUCUAAUACACUUGAUCGCAAGUGUUUUGAUCAAGAUAAGUUUUGACCAAAACACUUGAUAAGUGUUGAUCAAAUACACUUGAUCACAAGUGUUUUGAUCAAGUCUUGACCAAAACACUUGAUAAGUCUUUACCAAGUGUCUUGCUCCGAGUGUCUUAAAAUGCACUUAGACGGUAAAUUUUCCUUUGUACACUGUACUUACCUGAAACCUUAAUAAAGAUGGACAGUAUUUAUCUGAAGCUUUAACGGCUACAUAGUGUAUCCAAAUGUUAAGUUUAGUGUUAUGUAUUUGAUACUUUGAUCAUCACACACACUGUACUGGACUGAUACUUUGAUCAUCACACACACUGUACUGGACUGAUAAUUUGAUCACCACACACACUGUACUGGACUGAUACUU
This is a messenger RNA of Procambarus clarkii (red swamp crayfish), 2887 nucleotides long. RefSeq lists its product as uncharacterized. The record is from RefSeq and is a predicted model, not a curated record. Lineage: Eukaryota; Metazoa; Arthropoda; Malacostraca; Decapoda; Cambaridae.